AUGCAAGAUUAUCAAAAAAACUUUUUAGAUUUAGCUGUUGAAUCAAAAGCUUUAAGAUUUGGUGAAUUUACUUUAAAAUCUGGUAGAGUUUCACCAUAUUUUUUCAAUUUAGGUUUAUUUUCAACUGGUAAAUUAUUAUCAAAUUUAGCUUCAUCAUAUGCAAUUGCAAUUAUUAGUUCUGGUUUAGAAUUUGAUAUUAUUUUCGGUCCUGCUUAUAAAGGUAUCCCAUUAGCUGCAAUCACUGCUGCUAAAUUAGCUGAAAUUGGUGGUUCAAAAUAUGAAAAAGUUGCUUAUGCUUUCAAUAGAAAAGAAAAAAAAGAUCAUGGUGAAGGUGGUUCAAUUGUUGGUGCUACUUUAGAAGGUAAAAGAAUCUUAAUCAUUGAUGAUGUUAUGACUGCUGGUACUGCAAUCAAUGAAGCUUUUGAAAUUAUUGGUCAAGAAAAGGGUAAUGUUGUUGGUACUAUUAUUGCUUUAGAUAGACAAGAAAAAACUGUUGAUUCUCAAUUAAGUGCUACUCAAGUUGUUUCCAAGAAAUAUGAUAUUCCAGUCUUAUCAAUUGUUGGAUUAAACGAUAUUGUUACUUACUUAUCUGGUCGUAUAUCGGAAGAAGAAAAGGCAAAAAUUGAACAAUAUCGUCAAGAAUUUGCUCCUGUUAAAAUUAAUUAA
Messenger RNA from Hansenula ciferrii, 666 nucleotides. It is a transcript of the gene URA10, whose product is annotated as orotate phosphoribosyltransferase URA10. The transcript has a single exon. Gene Ontology annotation, cellular component: cytoplasm. NCBI's taxonomy places the organism in Eukaryota, Fungi, Ascomycota, Saccharomycetes, Phaffomycetales, Wickerhamomycetaceae. The record is from RefSeq and is a predicted model, not a curated record. Bases 1 to 666 code for a protein of 221 amino acids. Gene Ontology annotation, molecular function: orotate phosphoribosyltransferase activity. Gene Ontology annotation, biological process: pyrimidine ribonucleoside biosynthetic process; 'de novo' pyrimidine nucleobase biosynthetic process; pyrimidine nucleotide biosynthetic process.